GAUCGACGGGCGCGUGGGUCGCGUUCACGCGGGAGGAGUCGAGGGCGCCUGCGGUCAACUUCACGCCGGAGGAGUCGAGGGCGGACGCCGCCACGGAGUCUAGGAAGGGAUGGCGGACUAGUAGAAUUAUGGCUAAUACUAAAUUCUUCCAUGUAGUCUCUUGCAGACAUCCCAGGUACAAGAAGUAGUGCCUGGAGAACUUAUUAUACCACAUUGGCCUAAAGAACAAUCAACUCCUCGCUUGUGAUACUAGCUACGAAUAUUUUUUCCACCCUCUCCACCAUAUACUCCUAGUUCCACCCUCUCCACGACCCUCACUACAACAUUAUCCUCCAUACUAGAAGUUCUUUCUAAUCAAAGAGAGCCCGGCGAUGUCAGAUCGCUAUGCAGCAGAGCGCACAGAACGAAGACAAGACAAGAAGGCGCACCAACGCAAAGCAGGAAAGCGCGUAGAGACUAAUGAAGCGGAUGCUUACGCGAAUUUCAAUUUUCGAGGAGGCCUGAGAGAGUGGGGACGUAGCCCAGCAGUAAGCGAGGACAGAGGACGCAGAAGCAGCCUGGCAGUUAAGGCUCAACGCAAGAAUAUUGAUCUAAGUCAUGCUCACCUGCACAAAACGUUUUCUCAGUUUUUCUAAAAAGUAGAACUCAUUCUGGGAUAAGGAAUUUACCUAAAAACGAAAAAUUGUAUUCGACGACAGCCCUUUCUCUAAUGAUUGAAGGAAAUUGCUCAAGCGUGCGAGACAGAAGGUAAGAGGCCUCGAGAGGCGUGCUAGCCGAGUCGUGCGACGUGAACGCGGUGGCCGCAACAAGAGGAGAGGGCGUCGUGGUGGCAGAGGCAGAGUGCGCCCUCCACCUGUUAUCAGGGAAGAGAAAGGCCCAAAACCCGGUUGGAAAAGGCUGAUCUGCGGUAAGACCACGGCACCAGAAGAAGAGAAGGAAAAGCCGCGGUUGAUUAGUGGUAAGAAGCAAGAAGAAGUUGGACCAAAAAAAGCUCCUGGACUUGUUGCCAAGUUAAAACGUGUGAUUCCUGGUAUGGACUUCUCGGCUUCAGC
Amoebophrya sp. A25 is the source of this 1052-nucleotide messenger RNA. The record is from the annotation of a GenBank genome assembly. NCBI's taxonomy places the organism in Eukaryota, Dinophyceae, Syndiniales, Amoebophryaceae.